CCUCGCUCCGGUCCGUGAAUGCCAAAGUUUAUUAUUUGACGUUGAAGCGCUCAGGAUCCGAGAGACGCACCGGGACCCUCGACCAACAAACUCACCAUCAGAAAAUGACCGUAGAAAGAAUAUUCGACGAGCUCGGACAUUUCAAUAGAUAUCAAGCAUGUCUGUACUUUGCAGCAGUCUUCCAGGCCAUAGCCUGUGGGAUCCACUACCUGGCCUCUGUCUUCUUAGUGCAGACGCCAAACUUUGUGUGCGGUGUGCCCAGCAACAUCACCAAUGUCCUAUACGGUAACCUGACGGGAUUUAGUUUGGAAGACAUCCUGCCAAUCUUCAAGUCAGACACUGGGCCCUUGGUGGUGAGGACGGCUGAAGGAGAACAGUGGGAGCUCAGCCCGUGCCGCUGCUCCCUGCGCAUUAACCCAAAAAACUUUACAUAUGACUUUGAUGGAAACAAAACAGUGAAAUCCUGUGAUGGGAACUUUGUUUACGACCUCACUGAAAUUCACCAAAGCAUAGUAACGGACUGGGACUUGGUGUGUGAGAACGAGUGGCUGGCCAAGAUGUGUCAGCCCACCUUCAUGCUAGGGGUUCUGGUCGGAGCGCUGGUGUUUGGAGACAUUGCUGACAGAGUUGGUCGUGUGAGGAUCCUGAUGUUCACCAGCCUCUGUCAGUUUCUGUUUGGGGUGUCUGUAGCUUUUUCUGGAAACUAUUAUUUCUUUCUAGUGCUCCGCUUCCUCCUUGCCAUGGUGUCUAGUGGCUACCUCGUGGUGGUGUUUGUCUAUGUCACAGAGUUCACCGGCAUUAAGGUGCGCACAUGGACCUCUAUGCACGUGCACGCUGCCUUUGCUGUCGGCGUCAUGGUGGUGGCUCUGACCGGCUACCUGGUGCGGGUCUGGUGGAUCUACCAGAUCAUCCUCUCCACAUGCACCUCGCCCUUCCUGCUCCUAUGCUGGAAGUUCCCUGAAACGCCUUUUUACUUGAUGGCCAAGGGCCGUCACAAGGAAACUCAGACCCUAAUGGACACGAUCGCUAGCUUCAACGGUCUUGAGAGCCGGCUGAAGGUGCAGGAGCUUCUGGAUCCAGAGGAGACAGAGAACGGCAAAGCUCUGCUGGAGGAAGCAGAGCAGCGGCCAUUGCAAUCUGAGAAGAAGCUGUCCAUCCUGGAUCUGUUUGGCAGCUGGAGGAUGGCGGGCCGUACAUGCACGGUGUGGGCCAUCUGGUUCAUUGGCAGCCUGGGCUACUACGUUUUCUCUUUGGGCUCAGUCAACCUAGGAGGAAACCAGUAUGUUAACCUCUUCUUGGCUGGUGCAGUGGAGCUACCUUCUUAUUUGGUUGGCUGCUUUGCAAUGGACCGGAUAGGCAGGAAGAAGACAUGUGCCCCAGCUCUGCUCCUGGCCGGGGCUGCUUGCAUCCUCAUCAUUGUGGUUCCUCCUGAAAUCAAGGCAUUGGCCAUCGUUCUCUCUAUGACAGGGAAGUUUGCCAUCGCCAUUGCCUUUGGUCUCAUAUACCUGUACACCUGUGAGCUUUACCCAACCAUCAUCAGGUCUCUGGCAGUGGGUAGUGGUAGUAUGAUGUGCCGUAUUGGCAGUGUGGUGGCCCCCUUCUGCUUGUACCUGGCUGAUGUCUGGACCUACCUACCUCAGCUCAUCGUGGGAAUCCUGGCAUUCAUUAUCGGAGUGCUGACGUUGUUUUUGCCUGAAACCCUGGGCAGACCUCUAACAACUACUUUGGAAGAAGCGGAAGCUCUGGGACGCGAGCCCAACAAGAACUCGGCCCUGGGCGAUAACGAAGCUGAGGACAGUAUGUAGGUGAACCAACAUGAAGCCAAAGCCUGAGUUGUACACUGCUGGAAAAACCAGAGCGACUGACGCACAGAGAAGCUUUGG
This is a messenger RNA of Etheostoma cragini (Arkansas darter), 1883 nucleotides long. RefSeq names its product solute carrier family 22 member 16 (gene slc22a16). Gene Ontology annotation, cellular component: membrane. The record is from RefSeq and is a predicted model, not a curated record. Lineage: Eukaryota; Metazoa; Chordata; Actinopteri; Perciformes; Percidae. The transcript has 8 exons. Bases 105 to 1805 code for a protein of 566 amino acids. Gene Ontology annotation, biological process: transmembrane transport.